Messenger RNA from Gallus gallus (chicken), 3746 nucleotides. RefSeq names its product TBC1 domain family member 2 (gene TBC1D2). The coding region runs from base 608 to 3373 and encodes 921 amino acids. NCBI's taxonomy places the organism in Eukaryota, Metazoa, Chordata, Aves, Galliformes, Phasianidae. The transcript has 16 exons. The record is from RefSeq and is a predicted model, not a curated record.
CCCUUUUCGUCGGUGAGUCAGUACCGCAGCCGCGUUCAGCUGAGCGGCCCUUUCAGACAGCUCCCAGGCGGCGGCUGGGCAGAGGGAGGCUUGAAGCAGAGGCUCCUCUCACUGUCGGAUCUGUUCUGGAGGCCGUGGUUACCUGGCUUGGGGUGCCUGCAGCUCUACAGCAGCAGACAGUGGCUCCCAGGGGCAUCUCUCCAGUUCCUGCAAGUAGCAGUAGGAGAGUGGAUAAAGGAAGUGGAUAACAAAAAGAAAGUGAGCGUUAUCUGUAGCUUUCUAAAAAGCAAAUGAGUGAAUGAGAGGAAGCAGCAUUAAAAUGAUGGAGCUUGACAUCUGUAAGCCUGCAUCGGAUGUACUUGUUUUUCACCUGAAAGGUUGUAGUGGUUUCUCUGCUGCUAGUAGAGACUGUUCAGGAAUUGUAGUUAAAAAACUGAGACUUCGAGGACCUUGGAGCUGAGAAAGGGAAAGAGUGAUGACCAAGAUUAGACACCGGGGACCUCUGCUGGGUUGUAUAAUAAUGUUGGUGUAAUUGGUAUCUGCUGUACCUCAUUUUCCUGGUGAUUUUCCUGUUUCAAUUUGGUUCCGAACCUAUUUCCUGAAAGAGAUGAAGAAAGGACCAGGAAGUGGUGCUUGUCCAGGUGUUGGAGUUCCAGACAAGAUAACAGAGCCAAACUCAGGUGGCAGUGGGAGCAACGGAGCCUCAGCAAAAGAGAAAGAUGUGCUUCCCUCUCCUGGAGAACUGGAAAAUAUACAGCUGAAACCCAGCAGUGAAACACACAGAAAAAAACUCUGUGGCUAUUUAAAUAAGCUAGGUAUCAGAGGUCCCAUCAAGACCUGGAAGUCUCGAUGGUUCAUUUAUGAUGAAAAUAAAUGCCACUUACUAUACUACAGGACUGCACAGGACAUCAACCCUCUGGGCUCUAUUGAUCUCUCCACUGCUUGCUUCGACUGCAAAGUAGAAAAUGAUGAAGGGGUUUUUGAGAUCAGAACACCAAACAGGGUUUUUACUUUAAAGGCAAUCAGCAAACAGGCAAUGAUGUACUGGCUGCAGCAGCUACAAGUGAGACGUUGGGAAUUUUGCAGUGCUCAGAGCAGAUUUCCCGUGGGCAGCUCCCAGCUUGUAAAUGAACCUCUAGUUGACAGAACAAAUGUUGCUGAUGAUGAGGGCUUUCUGCCUCCAGUCAAAACACCAACAGAAGUGGUGGGUUUACAGGCAGCCUCUUUGCCUGCACCCCAAACAGCUACGGCUUUGCAGAACAUCUCCCUUAAGCACCCUUGGACAGAGAUACAAAACACUGUCUACAAUAUCUGUGGCUCCAAGCAACUCUGGGGAAAUGAUGGGAAUGUCUUUAACUUCAAUAAAUUCCAGGAGCACCCUGAACAGGAGGCAGAAGUGGAAGCACAGUGUACAGUGAAGGAGACCCCAGAGGAUGGGAGGAUGGAGUCUAGGCUGAACUUGUUUAGGAAAGCCAAGUGGAUGAACAGUAGCUUGACGGAAGAGCAACCCCGGGAGAGGAACUCAAUGGAUAAAGUGAACGUCCUACAGCAACAGAUGCUGACGCUCACAGAGGAGGUCAAGUCACAGAAGGAGUUGGUUAAGCUUCUCCAUAAAGCUCUUGAGGCAGCCCAGCAGGAGAAGCGAGUAUCUAGCAUGUAUCUCACUGCAGCAGAAGAUAAGGACAGGCUGGAGUUAGUGCGCCACAAAGUGAGACAAAUUGCAGAUCUCACCAGUCGACUGGAAGCUCUUGAGCAAGAAAAGAAGGAACUUGAGCAGAUACUUACUCUGAGAGACAGCCAUAUCCAGGAACUCAAAGAGCAUGUGCAGCUUCUGAUGGAGAAGAACCAUGCCAAACAGCAAGUCAUCAUGGCCUUGACAGAGCAGACGGCCCGAGAACACUCUGAUCCCCUGCAAGAAGCAAACACUAUCACUGCAGAGACAUUGUAUAAACAACAGGAGGAGAUUGAGCACCUGAAGGAUGAUAUUGAUGCAUACAAAACCCAGAACCAAUUUCUCAACUCGGAGAUCCACCAGGUUACUCGACUGUGGACAAGAGUUGCUGAGAAUGAAAAAGCCCUUCUGAUGAAGUGUGCCUACCUGCAAGCCCAAAACUGCCAGAUGGAGAGCAAAUACCUGACAGUCUUGCGGAAGCUGCAGGAGACUGUCUGUGGCCUGCCCAGCUCACAUGCUGAGUUGGUGAGGAACCUCAUCCAGGAAGCACUCCGGUGGGAUGUGAAGGAAGGAGCAGAUCUGAACCUGGACCCUGUGAGUGAGUAUGAUGAGUACGGGUUUAUGACUGUACCUGACUACGAAGUUGAGGACUGGAAACUUCUGGCCAAAAUUCAAGCCCUAGAGAUGAAGUCCAACAACCUGCGGAGCCAGGAGGUAGUGGAGAAGCCCCUUCGUGACAGGUGGAAUAGCAUUGGAGAGCUGAGUCCCUCUGCAGAGCUGAAAAGCCUUAUUCGAAGUGGCAUUCCUGUGGAGCAUCGGCAGCGGGUCUGGAAGUGGAUUGUCAGCCAGCACUGCAGCUAUCUGCCUGACCACUACCAGCGGCUGUUAAGACAGAGCAAGAGCACUGAGCACCCUGCCUGUCGGCAGAUUGAGCUUGACCUGCCCCGGACACUGACCAACAACAAACAUUUUUCAUCUCCCACUUCCCAGCUCAUCCCCAAGCUCCGAAGGGUGCUUCUGGCAUUCUCCUGGCACAAUCCUGCCAUUGGAUACUGCCAGGGACUGAACAGAUUGGCAGCUGUUGCCCUGCUGGUCCUGGAAGAUGAGGAAAAUGCUUUCUGGUGUCUGGUCCAUAUUGUGGAGAACCUAAUGCCAGCAGACUACUAUAGUGACACUCUGAUAACAUCACAGGUAGAUCAGAGAGUCUUCAAAGACUUCCUGGCAGAGAAGCUGCCUCGCCUCAUGGCUCAUUUUGAGCAGUAUCAGAUCGAUGUCUCACUCAUCACCUUCAACUGGUUUCUGGUGGCCUUUGUGGACAGCUUGGUCAGUGACAUCCUCCUGCGAGUCUGGGAUGCUUUCUUGUAUGAAGGAACUAAGGUGAUUUUCCGCUAUGCUCUUGCAAUUUUUAAAUACAACGAGGAGGAAAUCCUAAGAAUUCAUGACAGUGUGGAGAUCUACCAGUACCUACGUUUUUUCACAAGGAUGAUCGUGGAUGGCAGGAAGCUGAUGAACAUUGCCUUCAAUGAUUUAAACCCCUUCCCCAUGAAACUGCUGAGGAACCGGAGGAGAAUUCACAGGGGAGAGCUGGAGACAGAGCUGUGCGAGCUGGAACAGAUCAAAGCAGCCUACGUAAAAGGGAGAGCAGAGCAGGGAUCUCGGGGCUUGGAGGAGGUUGUUAGUGAGGAGGAAGAAGAGAUAUAGCAAAAAUGAAGCUCAUCACUCCUCUUUCACCUUGUGGAAGGUCUCCAGUAGCAAUUAUCUGUAUGUGACAGAGAUGGAGGACAGAUAUUUGUGAGGAGUUCAUCUGCCCCUGGAAGCAAGGCUGUAGAUGUAGGACCAUAUGGGGACUUAGUCAGGCUUUGUGAUUGAUUGGAAGGUGUAAGAGGAGUUUUAACCAUCCUGUCCACCCUGUGCUGUGCAACUGAGGGAUGUGGGUGAAGAUCUGUGGGAAAUAAUGGUUGUGGUACCACAGCAUGAUGCAAAUGAUCCAACUAGCCCGGGCUUUUCUUGAAGAGGUUUGAAAGAGAUUUUUCUGUGCAUGUAAAAUCACAAAUAAAUAAAUAAACCAAGAGCA